ACAUGUCACAGACGUACGUCGCUGACAUCUUCCUGGCGCAGAGUUGGCGAGAUGCGAGACUCAGACUGCCAGAGUACAUGAGCGAGGACUAUCGAAUUUUGGAUGUGGACUGGCUUCAUAACAUCUGGAGGCCCGACUGCUUCUUCAAGAACGCCAAGAAAGUGACGUUCCACGAGAUGAGCAUCCCCAACCAUUACCUGUGGCUGUACCAUGACAAGACUCUUUUAUAUAUGUCGAAACUGACACUGGUGCUAUCCUGCGCUAUGAAGUUCGAGUCGUAUCCACACGACACCCAGAUCUGCACGAUGAUGAUUGAAAGUUGUAAGUGA
Messenger RNA from Zootermopsis nevadensis, 329 nucleotides. The record is from RefSeq and is a predicted model, not a curated record. Lineage: Eukaryota; Metazoa; Arthropoda; Insecta; Blattodea; Termopsidae.